Molecule: messenger RNA, 1128 nt
Organism: Chilo suppressalis (striped riceborer)
Lineage: Eukaryota; Metazoa; Arthropoda; Insecta; Lepidoptera; Crambidae
Source: the annotation of a GenBank genome assembly
UGCAAAGUGCCUAAGUAAUAGUCUGUGAUCGCCUCAUAACUUAACAAUCUUCAAUGUUGUUUGUAAAUCGCAAACAAAUAAUCCAUAAGAUUUGUAAUAAUGUAUUGUAUUAAAUCUGCUUUAUUUCUUGUGAAUAAAGGUCGAAGCCCAGUCAUUUUCCAGAAUAUAAGAACUGUUCUUACCAAUGUCCACAAUUUCUAUAGACCCUUUGGAAAUCUUGCUAAAUCAGAGGAUGAGUCAGACAAAAUAAUUAAAGAAAUUUGUAAUAACGACCCGGAAAUAGAAAAGAAGCUAAGGAUACUAAUGCUUGAAGUCGAAGUAAUGAGACAGGAUGGUCGUUGCGCACCUGCUUUGUUAAAUAGUAGUCAGUGGGAACAUCUAAUGUCUUUGGCAAGCAGAAACCAAAGGACAUUACAGGCUAUUCUACAUGGUCAAAAAGUAGUUAUUGAUUGCUCAUAUGAAGAACACAUGGUAUAUCGUGAAACAGUAAAUGCUGCAAAGCAGAUGACAUUUGUUUUUGCAGAUAAUAAAAUACACAAAGAUCCUUUCGAUAUUCAUUUGUGUAAUGUUAAUGAUAAAGGAGAAUUUAUGAAGCAUUUAAGAAAAAAUAUUCCUCCUAUAGAUGAAUCUUGGUUUCCCCUUAAUAUUCAUAGUCAAAGUUAUUUAGACCUAUUUCCAAAGAACAAACUAGUUUAUCUUACUCCUCAUUGUCGUGAAGAAUUGACUACAUUUGACUAUGACAAUAUCUAUAUUAUUGGGUGUAUGGUAGACAAGAUUAACAACGAACCACUUUCAUUAGCUAAAGCGAAAAAGGAUGGUAUUAAAAUGGCUAAAUUACCACUUGACCGUUACUUGGAAUGGGCCCCAGGUUCUAAAAAGAAUUUAAAUAUAAAUCAUAUGGUACCUAUACUAGCAGAUUUAAGAUUGACGAAAGAUUGGGAAUUUGCAUUAAGGCAUAUUCCGAGAAGAAAAUUAAUGGAAACUAAAAUUAUGGCCAUGCAAAAGAAACAUAAAAAUUUGAAAUUAAAAGAAGAGGUUAUCAGGAAACUCAUUAAAUCACCCAAAACCUUUUCAUUAAAGGAUAGACCUAAUGCCAGGAGAUCCCUUUAUGAUGAUGACAGUAUAUAA